AUGUUUAGUUUUAAAUAUUUUUUUAUAUUCCUAUUUGGAAGUUUUUCAUUGUGCCAUGGGAGACAUGGUGAAUUCAUAACAAAAGAAGAUGGGAGGUAUGAUAUUUUAAAAUUUAAGGUGCCUGAAAGUAUUUGGCAGCAAGCUUUUAAACCAACUCCCGUGCUCAAGUCUCCAGUGACCAUUGUAGUUCCAAUUAAUGUAGCAGAAAACGAGGAAAAUGAAACCAUAUAUGAUGACGAGAAUGAAAUCGAUCCAAUUAAUGAUUCCCCUAUUGAAAAUGUACCAGUAAGCGAUGAGCCGGUAAGCAAUGCGCCUGUGUCAGCUGCAGUAACAGUGUCUGAUGUAACGCAAAAGCCAACUGUACAAGAUGAGAUUCCAGGCCCUGUAGGCAAUGUAAACGGAACAGUGAUAAGGUUCCCAUGCAAUUGUAGAUCUGGCCAAUGCGGCUGCUGUACGGGUGCUAUAUUAGAACGAUUUAGAACUAAAGCAUGUGGAAAUAUAUCUUUCAUUCCUGAAGACUUCGUUUUUGAUGUCAGAUUAAGCAUUAACAACAAUACAGUAAUUCGUCGGCGUGUUUCAGCGAGUGAUCCUCCACCAAUAUGUCUCAAUCCAAGAAGAGCACCGUUUAUUCGUGUUUGUGCUGAAAUAAGUAACAUUCGUGUACGAAAUGGAAAUGCUUUCGCCUGCUUGGAUAUUAAUGCAGAUAUCGCAGGAUUCACUAUUUACUCAGCCUCGUUUAGAUGUUUUGGAUUGGGAUCGGCUGGGGUCCAAACCGGCUUAAAACCUAAGCCGGUGUCUUCCGGGCCGGAACCUGUAAAUUUGUUUGGAAACAGCAAUAAUAACAAUGAAGGGACUAUUUUGGAUGCUGCAGGCGCACUUUUAGGAGGGGAAGGCAGUCGACCGAAUGGGGGACUUUUUGGGGGUGGUAAUGAUGGUCCCUUGGACGCAAUCGGUGAUGCUAUUGGUGAUAUUUUUGAGGGACGAUAUUUUGAUUAG
Messenger RNA from Pieris macdunnoughi, 996 nucleotides. The record is from the annotation of a GenBank genome assembly. Lineage: Eukaryota; Metazoa; Arthropoda; Insecta; Lepidoptera; Pieridae.